AUCUAAGUUCUGAAACUGUUAUAUAUUUAUAAUAAUUUUAAUAAAAAACAAUAUUUAAAAAAAGAAAAAAGAAAAAACCAGAAAAGUAAAACAAAUCAACCCUAAAAUCAGAUUUCCCUCGCAACUUCGUCUUCAACGCACGCCACCCAUCUUCUUCUUCCCAUUUCUUCGACUAAGCAACGCCGUCUAUCUCCCUUACGCUGUUCGCCGCUGACUAUCCUCGCCCCGCCUCCGCCUUGCCUUCCCGCCGCCGAAUUCCUGAAUUCACUUCUAAAACUCAGAUCCAGCACUUGUUAGAGCUUUAAAAAUUUGAUUGAAAACUAUGCCACACCGAACACGACCUAUGACUGCGCUUCUUGUAUUUACUGGUCUCAAUGUUGUGCUGGUGUCAACCAUCACUCCAGUUUAUGAUUUUGUGUGCUUUCAUCCAUACUGGGAAAGAAGGAGGGAACGGCGUCGGCAGCAACGUGAAGCUGCUACAGGGAAAGAGCUUUUAUCUGACAGAUGAGCAUCUGCAAUACCUUAGGGGUUGUACAUUGUAUCAAAGUUUCCCAUACUCAAAUCUUUUUAGGUGGGAUUUUCUCUUAUCCUUUCCAUCAUUCAAGAAAUGAAGAUAAGAAUGGGAUAAGAAAACCCUUUGUUUGCCAACUGCAGGAUUUAUUGUCCACUGAUUGCAAGAUUGUUGGAAAAGACUUAGAACUGGACCAUUAGAUUCAGAAGCUGUCCUGAUUGAUAUGUCAUAAUCAAACUACCUUCUCUUCUAUACUCAUUUCUUUUUCUUUUUAUUUUGUUAAUAUCUGCUUUGCUUGAGCAGUUUGCUUUUCCAAUGAUACAGAUAGUUUACACAAAGUUCAUAUGUUCUUCCUCAUGGUCUUUUGACAAAAUAAGUCUGAAAAUGAUGUUUUUACUGUCUAUAAUCACUACCUUACAGAUUCAUUCUCUUCCAUGUAUAAUUGUUCCAUUCAAGUGAUGAUGUCUUGGGACGAAAAUAGCAGGUUCAUUUUUUACCUAUAUAUACAUAUUGCGUUCUUGUAGUUUUAACUUCUUACCGUUUCGUAAGUGAACACUUGCAUCUUUGUGAUUCGGAUGCUAAAUGUACUUGUUUUGCUGUGACAUCAAAUUGGAGGUUUGUUUCAAAUUAUGUUGAACUGUAAGGUUGUAUUUGCAAAUAAGAUAUCGAUGGGACUUUUAUGUCGUUUAUCACCACAUUAUCAAACUACAUGUACUUGUGUAAAAUUAAUAUAUAAGCUAGAGAGAAUUUGUAA
Messenger RNA from Benincasa hispida (wax gourd), 1265 nucleotides. RefSeq lists its product as uncharacterized. NCBI's taxonomy places the organism in Eukaryota, Viridiplantae, Streptophyta, Magnoliopsida, Cucurbitales, Cucurbitaceae. The record is from RefSeq and is a predicted model, not a curated record.